Ectocarpus siliculosus is the source of this 1867-nucleotide messenger RNA. Lineage: Eukaryota; Phaeophyceae; Ectocarpales; Ectocarpaceae. The record is from the annotation of a GenBank genome assembly.
AUGCGGGAAGCCGUGCCUACGUUCGAGAACAACGCUUUCAUCCGAAAAAUCCUCCUCGAGGUUAAGACGCUUUUCGAGCGCAUGGAUGACUUGGUGCAGCUGUGCCUGCCCCAGGAGCAGCAGCACGAUGAAACGUCGUCAACACUCCGAAACGCGGCGCGUACUGCCAAGCGGGUUUAUUUCUCGGAGCAAAACCUCAAGAUCCUGAAGGAGUACUCGGACAAGCUCGACAGCAUCAAGCUAGACUUGAGCGUGCGAAUGCAGGUGGUGGCCAAGCAGCAGGCUAACCGCAUGGAGGCCUUCCUCACCCAAGACAAAGGGACUGACCCAUCGUUGAAAUUGAUGAAACGCCUGAUGAAGGGCAACGUCGUCGAUGAGGAACUUGAGGAGCUUGAUGAAACGUUGGGAUGCGGGUCUUUCGGUGUGGUCAUGGCCGGGAGAUACUACGGAAAGCCCGUUGCCAUCAAGAGGGCGUUGAGCAGCGUAUUUAGCGCUGAAGACAGGGAGAGAUUUAGACGGGAAGCGAGCACUCACUUCGCCCAGCGCCAUGAUCGAAUUGUCCAAGUCAUCGCGUUUCGCACCGGAGGUGGCUCCCGCCCUCCCUGUUUAGUCAUGGAACGCAUGGACCGCACACUCUUCCACUUCCUUGGGAUAAGCCCGGCUCCGCUCGACUUGUCUGGUUCCCUUCCAUACAUGAUCGACAUCUGUGAGGGGUUGAAGUACCUCCAUCAAGGUGGUGUGUUGCACCGUGAUAUCAAAAGCCACAACAUUCUGCUCCGCAACGGCGGGGCAAAGGUGUCCGACUUCGGACUCGCUACUCACGGCUGCUCAACUAUGGGCCGGAAGACUGGAAACAACCAGUUCAUCGAUGAGAAGGCCGGCACGAAAUUUUGGAUGGCCCCUGAAAUUCUCAGCUGGGGAGAGAGCUCUUUCGAUUCGGACGUGUUCAGCUUGCACGUGGUGCUGUGGGAGAUAAUCGAAAAUCGACAGGGGGGCACCGGCGAUGCGAUUGGUGACGUUCUUCGGAGGAACCGGCUCGCAAAACUUCCGAUUGAAGGGGAGGGGGACGAGCGCGACCCGGCCACAAUGCGCCUACACAAACUCAUCCGCACGUGCGGCUUACUGGAACGGAAGGAUCGACCGAAAAUCGGCGAAGUCUUGGCGGAGGCGACAAGCAUCUACGACUCGCUUCCUAGGUCAGGGGGUGCCGAGGAGCCCAGCGCGGCGACCACCUAUCCUCUACAGGGCCGUGAUGAGGAAGAAGGACAUCUCCGGCCAUCAGAAUCCAGAAGACGGGCCCAGGAGGCCGAAAAUUCCGACAGUUUGAGAGCUCCUUGGGGAAGUUGGAAAGAUUUUGACCCUUGCGGUGUGGGGGCCGAGAACAAACGCGAACAGGCUUCGGCUACCAGUGACGGCGGGAGCAACUGCGUCCCAACAACAGUUGCGACAUCGGCUUCGGAAAGCGAGGCAAGGAAGGGUGUCAAUCAAUCGCGGACCACGAUCUCGGAGCUUCAGCGCCAGCAGAGCAGAGCGCAGAGCCCGCAGGGGGCCGGAGGGGGCGCCGCAAAAAAAAACACUCCCCCCUCGGCGUACAACUAAUAAUAAUGCACUAUGGGAGGGGGGGGGUAGGGGGAGAGGGGGAACGAGCGAGAGAGCUGUGGGGUUUGUUUCUUAUUCGACACACUCCCCCGUAACCCCUCGUUUCUUAUGUAGUAGGGCAGCGGUCGCUGCUGUGUUUCUUAUUGAGAUAUUUCUUAUUGUGUGACUCAGAUUGAGCAAUGUUUCUUAACCCUAUUUUCUUAUUUUUCGUUAAAAAGUGAGCCUCAACUUCUUAACAAAAUAUUUCUUAAUUGCGGGCGCCAACUGU